AUGUCAGACGGCUGGCAGAGCAUGACAAUGCGCUCUACACAUAGCACAAUCAAUUGCUACUGCUACGUGCUUUCGGAAUGUGGUUCAUGGACAUAUCAGAGUGAUGUGGUUAACUUUCUGGUCGACAAGGAGGAGAUCGACCUUGGUGACUUCUAUGACAAUCAGGAGUGGCUACUAAUGGACGCGCGACUGCGCAAUGGCACCACCCGAUCGCAGGAGAACUCCAACGAGAGCGUCGCGAUGGUCUCGAUGAGGCUAAAUGUGAAACGGCAGAGCUUCUACUACGUCUUCAACUUGGUCUUUCCUACAACACUGGUUUCUUUGGUAGCCGUCAUUGGAUUCCAUGCUCCCAUCAAUGCAACUGGAAGACGAGAGAGCAAGUUCAGACUAGGAAUAAUGACCCUGCUAUCAAUGUCCGUGAUGUUGUUGAUGUUGGUGGGCGAGAUGAAAUUUGCUAUGGAAAGUGUGCCUGGUCAACGAGGGUCAUUCAGCGACGUACCACUACUUGGUAAGGUGUAUCAAUUUUUUCAAAAUAUCAUACUACUCGUAAGUGGAGGUGGUGAAGUGGCUGGUAUUGCGAUCUCUUUCUAA
Molecule: messenger RNA, 591 nt
Organism: Ostertagia ostertagi
Lineage: Eukaryota; Metazoa; Nematoda; Chromadorea; Rhabditida; Trichostrongylidae
Source: the annotation of a GenBank genome assembly